Dictyostelium discoideum AX4 is the source of this 126-nucleotide messenger RNA. RefSeq lists its product as hypothetical. Lineage: Eukaryota; Evosea; Eumycetozoa; Dictyosteliales; Dictyosteliaceae. The coding region runs from base 1 to 126 and encodes 41 amino acids. The transcript has a single exon. The record is from RefSeq and is a predicted model, not a curated record.
AUGCCAAAUAGUUAUUUCCCAUCAUCAGUUACAUCAUUACAUUUUAUUGAUUGUUCAGUUUUAGAAUUAAAUCAAAUUCAUUCAAAUAUUACAAUACUAUCAUUACCAAAUGAAUUUAAUCAUUAA